Molecule: messenger RNA, 1587 nt
Organism: Apis mellifera (honey bee)
Lineage: Eukaryota; Metazoa; Arthropoda; Insecta; Hymenoptera; Apidae
Gene: carmine
Product: AP-3 complex subunit mu-1
Exons: 9
Coding region: 231-1484 (417 amino acids)
Biological process (GO): intracellular protein transport; endocytosis
Cellular component (GO): cytoplasmic vesicle; clathrin adaptor complex
Source: RefSeq, a predicted model, not a curated record
UAUUCAUGCUUAUUUUACGCUAAGAUUUCACUGAUAAAAAUAUCUUUCUCUGUAUUUAGUUAUCUUUUUCGUUACAUGCAGCUUGCAGCUUAUAAAUGUAGGUUCAUGAUGCACGAGUGUUAGUAUUAAUUUGUAAAUACAGAACCAUAUGUCAAGUAUAUGUAGAAUAUCAAAAUAAAGUGAAAAAUAAUUUUAAAUAUUGGUUUGUGUAAAAUACUUUCUUAUAAAAAAUGAUACAUAGUCUUUUUAUUAUUAAUUCAUCAGGAGAUGUUUUUAUGGAAAAGCAUUGGAAAAGUGCAGUGGCACGAUCAUUAUGUGACUAUUUUUUUGAUCAACAAAGAAGAGUUUUAUCUCCUGAAGAUACACCACCUGUAAUAGCUACACCUCAUCAUUAUCUUAUUAGUAUAUAUCGUUGUAAUAUGUUUUUUGUUGCAGUAUGUAUGACAGAAGUUCCACCAUUAUUUGUAAUAGAAUUUUUACAUAGAGUAGUAGAUACUUUUGAAGAUUAUUUUAGUGAAUGUACAGAAACUAUUAUAAAAGAAAAUUAUGUGGUUGUCUAUGAAUUAUUGGAUGAAAUGUUGGACAAUGGCUUUCCAUUAGCCACAGAAUCUAAUAUUUUGAAAGAACUUAUUAAACCACCAAAUAUAUUAAGAACUAUUGCAAAUACUGUUACAGGAAAAUCUAAUGUUAGUGCAACAUUACCAAGUGGACAAUUAUCUAAUGUUCCAUGGAGACGUACUGGUGUUAAAUAUACAAAUAAUGAAGCAUAUUUUGAUGUUGUGGAAGAAGUUGAUGCUAUUAUUGAUAGAACUGGUGCAACUGUAUUUGCAGAAAUUCAAGGCUAUAUUGACUGUUGUAUAAAAUUAAGUGGUAUGCCAGAUUUAACACUUUCUUUCAUGAAUCCUAGAUUAUUUGAUGAUGUUAGUUUUCAUCCUUGUGUUAGAUUCAAACGAUGGGAGUCUGAACGAAUACUUUCUUUUAUUCCACCAGAUGGUAAUUUUCGUCUUCUUUCUUAUCAUAUAGGAUCACAAAGUAUUGUGGCAAUUCCAAUAUAUGUAAGGCAUAAUAUAAGCCUCAAAGAAUUAGGAGGUGGCAGAUUAGAUAUAACUGUUGGACCAAAACAAACCAUUGGCAGAACUGUAGAAAAUGUAACAUUAGAAAUUCCUAUGCCAAAAAUAGUUUUAAAUUGUACAUUGACUCCAAACCAAGGAAAAUAUUCAUUUGACCCUGUUAGCAAAAUACUAUUAUGGGAUAUUGGAAGAAUAGAUGUUUCUAAACUACCUAAUUUAAGAGGCUCGAUUACUGUUCAAAAUUCUGCCAGUACUAUGGAAUCUAAUCCUGCCAUUAAUGUUCAUUUUACAAUCAACCAAUUGGCAGUCUCUGGUUUAAAAGUUAAUCGAUUAGAUAUGUAUGGAGAAAAAUAUAAACCAUUCAAAGGUGUUAAAUAUAUUACUAAAGCUGGAAAAUUUCAAAUUAGAAUGUAAAUAAAAAUAAUGUGGAAAAUUUCUCAUAUCAUCUUAAGACUAAAUACGUAUUUUAAACUUUAUAAGAAUAUAAAUAAUUGAAAAUAAAACCAUAUAAAACAAA